AGGGUGCGGGUGGGGGAAUUAGUUGCCUUUUGGAGUGACGAGGGGGCAGAGGCGGCGGCGCUGGCUUUUGCGGUGGCGCGGGCUCCCGGGAGAACCAGAUACCUCAAGGCCCUUACCCCCUACCCGGUUCCUAGAAGCGGGAGUCCCGGCUCUCCCGGUAGCUGCCGGGCUCUCCCGAGCGUGCAGCCCCGCCUGGCUGCCAGCGGCCCCGGGGCUCCUUGAUCCGGACGGUUGCCCCUCUCCCCUGUCAGCGCUAUGCCCGGGUCGGCUGCGGCUCCGGGCUCCUCGCGGCCCCGGCCGUGACCGCCACAUCAAGCCCGACCGGGCGGUUGGGGCCGUUGGACGUUUGUUUUCGCAGCCUUCCCCUCCCCCUCGCUUAAGGCGGCGGGGGUGCGCGUUGGGAAGGGGGAGCCGAGAGACUCCUCCCCCUCCUCGAUACCCCCGCCCCUCCCCCUUACACACUCGCACGCACCAUCGCGCCGGCUCCCACACGCUCGUGCGCCUCCCGCUCCGCGCCUCCGGCUCGGCUGGCGUCGUCCAGGGCCGGUGGAGCCACCAUGUCCACUGCCUCCUCUUCCUCUAGUUCCUCCCAGACCCCUCAUCCUCCGCCGCAGAGGAUGCGGCGCAGCGCCGCGGGCUCCCCUCCCGCGGUCCCCGUUGCCGGGAGUGGGAACGGUGCGGGAGGCGGUGGAGUGGGCUGCGCCCCGGGUGCGGGAGCCGGUCGGCUGCUGCAGCCCAUCCGCGCCACAGUUCCCUAUCAGCUCUUGCGGGGCAGCCAGCACAGUCCCACGCGCCUGCCCGCCGCCUCGCUGGGCAGCCUCCCGGGGCCCGGAGCGGCCCGCGGCCCCAGCCCGCCCAGCCCGACGCCGCUGCCGGCCGUGGCCCCGACCGACCAGGCGCCGCGAACCAAGGGCCGCCCGAGACGGUCCCCCGAGAGCCACCGGAGGAGCAACUCACCUGAGAGAAGGAGCCCCGGCUCGCCCGUGUGCAGAGUGGACAGGCCAAAAUCGCAGCAAGUUCGAACCUCUAGUACAAUAAGGCGAACCUCUUCUUUGGAUACGAUAACAGGACCUUAUCUCACAGGACAGUGGCCACGGGACCCUCAUGUUCAUUACCCUUCAUGCAUGAAAGAUAAAGCUACUCAGACACCUAGCUGUUGGGUGGAAGAGGGAGCAGAAAAGAGGUCGCAUCAGCGAUCUGCAUCAUGGGGGAGUGCUGACCAACUAAAAGAGGGCCUGCUACAGCUGGGUGACUUCAUGGGUGAAGGGAUCCUGGAAGCUCCUUUUCUGUUUCUUGCUCACCUCCUUCCUAACUCCAUAGCUACUGUGUCCGACCCCUCUGGAGUUGGUGCCAGGGGGAGAGAGGGAAAGAUUGCCAAACUGAGGCAGCAGCUACAACGCAGUAAACAGAGCAGUCGGCACAGUAAGGAGAAAGAUCGGCAAUCACCGCUCCAUGGCAACCAUAUAGCCAUCAAUCACACUCAGGCUACUGGAUCAAGAUCAGUCCCUAUGCCACUGUCAAAUAUAUCCGUGCCAAAAUCGUCGGUUUCCCGUGUGCCCUGCAAUGUAGAAGGAAUAAGUCCUGAGUUAGAAAAGGUAUUCAUUAAGGAAAAUAAUGGGAAGGAGGAAGUAUCCAAGCCUUUGGAUAUUCCGGACGGCCGAAGGGCUCCACUCCCUGCUCACUACCGGAGCAGCAGCACACGCAGCAUUGACACCCAGACCCCCUCGGUCCAGGAGCGCAGCAGUAGCUGCAGCAGCCACUCACCCUGUGUCUCCCCUUUUUGUCCCCCGGAAUCCCAGGACGGUAGCCCUUGCUCCACAGAAGAUUUACUCUAUGAUCGUGAUAAAGACAGUGGGAGUAGCUCACCGUUACCCAAGUAUGCUUCAUCUCCCAAACCAAACAACAGCUACAUGUUCAAACGGGAGCCCCCAGAGGGAUGUGAGCGAGUGAAGGUCUUUGAGGAAAUGGCGUCUCGUCAGCCUGUCUCAGCCCCUCUCUUUUCAUGUCCUGACAAAAACAAGGUUAAUUUCAUCCCCACCGGAUCAGCUUUCUGUCCUGUAAAACUCCUAGGCCCUCUCUUACCUGCCUCCGACCUGAUGCUCAAGAACUCCCCCAACUCUGGCCAGAGCGCGGCCCUGGCGACCCUGGCCGUGGAGCAGCUCUCCUCCCGGGUCUCCUUCACAUCCCUCUCUGAAGACACCAGCACGGCGGGCUCCCUGGAGGCCUCUGUCCAGCAGCCAUCCCAGCAGCCCCCGCAGCUCCUGCAGGAGCUGCAGGGCGAGGAGCACAUCUCUGCACAGAACUACGUGAUCCUCUAAAGCGAAGGGGAGCUGGCCUCGACCCGCCAUUCCGUGGAUUAGGAGCUAGAUCUCAGACAUCUAUCUGCAUGGAGUGACAAAACUUUCAGAACAUCACCACAGACAAAAUACUUCUCAGCAACAUAAAGUAUCUCUUAACACUGAUCUUGGCAGGGACGGAACUCCUAUUCAGCAGUUUUUGUGGAAAGCAGUAAUGCUUGCAAAACGUGUGUAUCAUUGAGCAUUUAAGUGGAGACUAUGCAUUUCAUAGUAUGUUUGACAGAUUAGUACUGUGUCCUGUGUUUUGUUCCAAAUUCUUCAGUAUAAAUAAGCUCUAUAUCAAAAAGUUGCCUGUCUCAGUAGAAAAUGUCUUGCUGUGUUUUGUCCUAUGGAAAAUACUGUACUUCAGGAUUAUGUUUACAAUUGAUCCAGGUGUGUGUUUCUAACUUCUGUAAUACAUACAAUGCAAAAAAUAAAACAAAAGACAUGGCCACAACAGUUGCACAGUGCCCACCCUAUGGCCUAGCUUCAGGUACUUCAGUUGAAGUCUAAACUCAGGUAACUUGGAAUGUAUAUCAUAUUGGGAUAUUAACUAUUUCACAGCUAAAAAGCUAAAGAGGGAACAUCACUCUUUGCCUUUCCUUCCUUUAUGCAUUUCCCUUUCCUCAUUACAUUCCACAUUCUUAGAAUAAGAAGUGCAUUCAACCCUAGGAGAACGAUAAUCCUGGACAUGGGUGAACAUGAGAAGAACCAGCAAAUCUUGUGGUGUCUGACUUCACUUUUGUCAUGUGGUUACAAGUAAAACAACUGUUGCAUUCACUGUCUCAACAUGUGUAAAUGUGGCUUUUUCUCUUUUUUACAAGUUCAGGUGUUGCUCAGUUAAUAACUGCUCAAUGUCAUAUAUGAAGUGUCCAGGACUAGGCUGCACACAGACAUUCCACAUUGCGUGUGAUGGAAUUUAAAGACAAGAGUGUCUGGGUUUAAGUACAGAGCGAAUGAAGUUUCACAGGGGAUGGUUGAGAUUUUUUUAAUGUUGGCCAUCAAGGUCAUGAAAUGCUACUGUUGUGUCCAAAGGCAUAUUACUGUUGAUUUCCCUUUUGGUAAUUCUUUAGUUUGCAGGUUUAAAAAUAACACACUUUUGGUUAUUGUUUUCCUCAAGCAGGUUAGGUGCACGAGUUACAUUCAUGUAGAGAAGGAAUGUGUAGGUCUCAGAAUUAAUGCAGCAUAAGCAGGUUAUUUGGUGACUUCCAAACGCAGUAGUUUGAAGCUGUCUCAUUUAAGCCUCUUAUAAUAUCAUGCAUAGCCCUGUUAACAUUUCGGUUGUACAAAGUACAGCAAAACCCAAGUAAGUUAGCCUUGACUUUUCAGAGCUGACCUGGCUUCUCAUCCAGGUGUGAGGAGAGCCCUAGGUCCUCCUGAUCGGUCAGUGGAUGGCCUGACUCCCAGACUGCUGCAUGAAGAGCAUGCAGAAGCAAACGGGCAUUUUUGUAUUUUUAUCCCAUUGCUUUCAGUACAAUGAAACAUAGAGUCGUUUCCACCUGCACCUAAAGUGUAUGGCACAGUUUUCUUAAAAGUUAAGGGAACAAGGUGCGUACGGCUAUAGGAACGUUUCAGUUCCCUUCAGUCAUUCCUGGGAUUUUAUUUUCUAAAGAGGUUGAAGAAGGAAAAAAUGAUGAAGAUGAAAGCAACACCAUUGAUUUUUUUUAAGAAAUGGCAUAUAUAUGUACAUGUUCGUGUGUGUGUGUGUGUAUGUAUUCUAUGUGUUCUUUUGUCAUGAUCCCAAUUAUCUUCUUUCCACCAAAGUUCGCAGUAAUGUUUCUCCCGAAGGUAAACCCCAGCCCCUUUGAGUUAGUCAGUGUUACGUUGUAGGAGACUGCCAUGGGGAAGGACUCAGUUUACUUUUGCCAUUUUCACAGGGGAACCUUUCAAAACAAUCUCUUCAGCAGCAGACACCUUUAACCCUAAUAAUCUCAGGCCUUGAUGAAAAUACUAUAUUUUGUAGAUUAUGGUUAAAGGGAGAAAAUUAUUAGCUCUGUAAGAUAAAUAUGAGCUCCAUUAACUUCUGCUCUCUGGUUUAGCAUUACAUAAUGUGUUGAUCUUAUGCUCUGCUUUUGUCCAAAUAAGAUGCAAUAGUAUCAAUAUCAAUUUCUGAAAGAUGGACUGAUGAUGCUUUUUUGGUGAUGAAAUCUGAUGUACGAUAUUUAUAGUGAUAUGUGCUUUUAUUUUCUCACGAGAAACUGAAUAUUGAUUGUGUUGUACAUUUGUUCUUAGCAUAUAUUAAAGUUCUGAACCAAAUGUGUUAAAGCUUAUGCUUUGCCAUGUAAAUUUCCCAGAAGUUGUUGAGCUCAAAUGUAUCCUACAUCCAGCUGUAGAAAUUUGUCAGAAAUUGUUUAAAUUUUGUAUAUAGUUGUACUGUUUAAUUUAGCCACUGCGCUGAACAGUAUUCGAGUUACCACCAAUAUGGCUUUACACAAGGAAGUGUGUGGCUUUUGUUUUGUAUUUUUCAGUAUAGAAGUUCUUGUGUCUUAUUUAAAUAAAGUUAUUAGUAAAAGUG
Messenger RNA from Phyllostomus hastatus (greater spear-nosed bat), 4851 nucleotides. RefSeq names its product glucocorticoid induced 1 (gene GLCCI1). The transcript has 9 exons. NCBI's taxonomy places the organism in Eukaryota, Metazoa, Chordata, Mammalia, Chiroptera, Phyllostomidae. The record is from RefSeq and is a predicted model, not a curated record. Gene Ontology annotation, cellular component: cytoplasm. Bases 558 to 2318 code for a protein of 586 amino acids.